ACUAUGCACACCUGCACAUCCACCGCACACCAAGACAUCAACAAAAUCAAGGACAACAUUUUCGGCCAACCACGCCCAAGGAAGGGCCCAGGAGGCCAGUCGGGUCCCAACAUCUUCUUAAGACGACUCCCAGUACAACUGUACAUCUUCUCUACACUCUAAAUACACACAAAUUGGAUCCUCCGCAAUAUUUUCCCGGAAAGAAAGCUCGAUUCCCUCGGGGGCAAGAAUUAAUCAAUGGGUCGGGGGGCUUCGUCUCCAUCGUCGAUCUUCUCGUCAGUAGCCUUCUCCAUCGCGAUUUUCUCCGCCUUUCAUUUAAUCCCCCAUUCGCGUUCUCUUCCGUUCAUCGUGCUCCAUGGAAUUGGGGAUCAGUGCUCGAACAAGGGCGUGAAAAAAUUUACAGAGCAGCUGAUUGAAUGGUCCAGAUCUGAUGGAUAUUGUCUAGAAAUAGGGGAUGGAUUCUGGGAUUCUUGGUUUAUGACUCUAGAGAAACAGACUGAAGUUGUGUGUAAAAAGGUGAAGGAAAUGAAAGAACUACAGCAAGGUUACAAUAUUGUUGGUCUCUCGCAGGGAAAUCUUAUAGGCCGAGGGGUUGUGGAAUUCUGCGAUGGAGGUCCACCUGUUAAGAAUUUUGUUUCCUUGGGAGGACCUCACGCGGGUACUGCUUCAGUUCCUCUAUGUGGGUCCGGCAUCUUCUGCAUUAUAGCGGAUGCGCUGAUAAAAUCUGAAAUAUACUCCAAGUAUGUGCAGAAUCACUUGGCUCCAAGUGGAUUCCUCAAGCUUCCAAAUAAUAUUCCGGGCUACUUGGAAAGCUGUCAUUUUCUUCCCAAACUUAACAAUGAACUCCCUGAUCACAAAAACAACACUUACAAGCAACGGUUCAGCAGCCUGCAGAAUCUGGUGCUGAUCAUGUUUGAGCAUGACACUGUCCUGAUACCAAAAGAAACGUCGUGGUUUGGAUAUUAUCCAGAUGGCUCCUUUGAACCAGUGUUACCCCCAAAGCAGACAAGCCUGUAUAUAGAGGACUGGAUUGGGUUGAAAACAUUGGAUGAUGCUGGGAGGGUUAAGUUUGUGAAUGUAUCGGGAGGCCACCUCGGGAUUUCUGCAAGCGAUAUGAAGAAACACGUCAUUCCUUACUUGGAGGACGAAUCGUCGAAGAGCAAUGUGUCUUUGAACUAUUCGCCUAUCGACAGUUUGUUCUCUGCGUGAUUUACUGGCUUUAUAAGGGAAGAACCGUCCAUCAAUCAGAGCAGAGCCAUCAUUGAUUAAAGCAUUCUGGUAAAUCAGUUCUGUGUGAUGAGGUUGAUGAAAACCCAUAUCACAUUGUGACUUUUGGUUUCCACGUUUAAAAUAUGUUGUUGUGUGGGACAUGAAAUUGGAGGAACCAUUGCACACGUUUACCAAUGACUACUUUUACUACGGAUAAUUAAUUUGCUUGGUACUUUUUUAGCCCCUUGUUUGGUUGGAGGGAACGGAGGAAAGUGUAUAGUGUCAUUAGUGUGUUUGUUUGGUGGAGAGAAAAUAAGAGUGGCUGAUGUGG
Cuscuta campestris is the source of this 1540-nucleotide messenger RNA. Lineage: Eukaryota; Viridiplantae; Streptophyta; Magnoliopsida; Solanales; Convolvulaceae. The record is from the annotation of a GenBank genome assembly.